Molecule: messenger RNA, 3577 nt
Organism: Schistosoma spindalis
Lineage: Eukaryota; Metazoa; Platyhelminthes; Trematoda; Strigeidida; Schistosomatidae
Source: the annotation of a GenBank genome assembly
ACUUCAAUUUGUGCAACUCUUCAAAUACUUUUUUUUCAAAAGGCUACAUAAUUAUACUCUCGAUAUGUUCGGUUUCUAUGAAAAGCCAAAUUACCCUGAUGUAUAUAUGAAAAUACAUGAACCAAAUCCAAAUGGUUCUUUUUUCAGUAGCUAUUUAAAUCAACAGUCUGUCAUUGCUGAUCCGAAGACUGGCGCACGCCAGAGUAGCAUGGUUUUGACCAAUAACGAAUAUUCAGAAGUCAAAACAAUGAUGGACUUAUUCCAUAGAGGGCUUUCUUUAUCCCGUUCAAGAAAAUGUUUAGGUAGCAGAUAUACUACUAACGAACCAUAUUCAUGGAUUACUUAUCAAGAAGUUGAUGAAAAAAUUCAGGCUUUUGGAUCAGCACUUGUUAAAAUCAUGGAUAAGUAUCCAGAGUCAGAAAGGUUUGUAGGUAUUUACGGUCGAAAUUCACCUCAGUGGUUUAUUACACAAUAUGCCUGUUUUUGUUACUCGUUUACUGUUGUCCCUCUGUAUGCUACUUUGGGUGAUCCAGCUAUGCAACAUAUUCUUAAACAAACUGGACUCGUCAUAUUAAUGUGCCAUUCAGCAGAUUUAGCCAUCAAAAUCCUAGAGAACUUUAAUUCAUCAUUAAAAGUCAUUAUCAUUGCUGUCCAGGAUCAAAGUUUUGAAGAUCUAAAAACCCAGUAUGGUUCUUCGGUGAACAUUUAUUCAUUUGACGAAUUCUCGGAUCUGGGAAGAAGUGAUCUUAAACCGAAAAUGCCUCCAGCUGAGAAAGAUCUAUGCCUUAUCUGUUAUACCAGUGGCAGUACAGGCUUGGCUAAGGGUGUCAUGAUUAGUCAUGAAAAUUUGGUAGAUACAAUCUGCUCUACAAUGGAGUCUACGGAAGCAAAGUUGUAUUGUCGGAAUUCUGUUCACAUUUCAUAUCUACCUUUUGCUCAUGUAAUGGAGCAAGUUACUUCGGCUGCUGCUGUAUUUUGUGGAGCACAAAUCGGAUUCCUUACUGGAGCAAUCACUGGCUUGUUACAUGAUGCUGAGGCUCUAAAACCUACAGUACUUCCGGCGGUUCCACGUGUCUUGUCGCGUAUAUAUGAAAGAUAUCAGAAUGCACUUGGUAAUUCAUUUAUAAAAAGGUAUCUGUAUGAAUAUACUCUUAAAAGAAAUCUGAAGAUUUUAAACAGUGGGAAAAUUAAUCGUGAUGAUAUUCUUGAUACACUUUUUUUCAAGAAGCUCCGUCAGGCUCUUGGUGGAAGAGUAUGUAUGAUAGUUACAGGGGGUGCACCUAUUUCAUCGGAUCUGUUCAACUUCUUUCGAGCUGCUUUCAAGGGUCUUAUUGUCGCAGGUUACGGAUCAACUGAAGUUUCCGGUGUAACUAGCGUAACUGUCCUAGGGGAAUCGCAUGAAGGUACUGUUGGUGCGAUCACUUCUAGGAUAGAAGUCAAACUCGCUGAUGUCUCAGAUAUGGAUAUUGUAGCUCUCAGAGAUAACAGAGGCGAGAUAUGUAUUAAAGGGAAACGGUGUACCAAAGGUUAUUUCAAAGACCCUGAAAGUACAGCCCAAAUUAUUGAUGCUGAUGGUUGGUUACAUACUGGUGACAUUGGAGAAUGGACUACUGACCGACUAUUUGUGCACCCAUAACUCCGUUUUCCCCAUCAUUAAUGUAGUUGUUCCAUGUUAAUACUUAGCUGAUCCACUGCGUGAUCUGGUCUUGUAUGUAUAUAAAUGUCUGAAAUAUAGUAACGAUCUUGGACGGGUGAAAAUUGGUCUUGUGUUCUUCCUCUUCGUUCGGGGUUAGUUAGUGUUGAGCCGACCGUCAAGUAUCGAGUACCACUCUUCCUCCUCUUUGCUAUGUAAUGGUUGAUUAUGAUCUACGUAGUUCUCGUUUUAUUUCUUCUGUGUUGUUACCUAUUGUUCAGUUGUCUGUGUUCUACUUAAAAUUAUAUAACUCAUCCUCCCAUAAACACUUAAAUACAUAAAUUAUAAUAGUUCUUUGUUAUGUAUAGUUUUGAUUGAUGAUAUCCAGGUGGCUGAAACUCUAUGUCAUUGUUUCAGAAAACUGCAAUCAACGUAACCCACUAUGUAUUAAGUUUACUCUAGAAUAAAUUAGUGCUUUUUAGGACCAUGUUAUGACUUUAUGUCCGGCUUUCUAUCACGUGAUUUAUACACCAAUCAAAAUACGACUUAUACGAUCUUAGCACUGUGCCAAACCAAUGACGUUCGACCGGUAUGAGCAGCCUAGCCUCCCUAUUGAUCCUAUGUUCGCCUAGCCCGUCCACUUGAGUCCAGAACACCAAUAUCAGUUUCCACUAUGCGAAUCAUAUAUUUAAAACAUACUGUAUUUAUGUAUCAUCCAAACAGACCGCAACGCACCAUAAAAUAGGAAAUAACAUUUGUACACAAUAAAGCCAAAAAGUGGCUGUGAACGUGGGAGGCAGUAGUUAAUAAACUGAACAUUGCUUUCGAACAGUAAAUCGUACAAUAAUAAAUUAUAGGUCAAAACAAAACUUAUAACAAGGGGAAUAUAGAUAUUUAUACCAUGAGAGCAUAUAAAUAAUAUUAGUUCAUUAAUAGUCCUCGAAAGUUACCCGCAAUUGUCUUUUUUUCAACAGUAAAGUAUUAUGACCUCAGCACAUGCUCUUUUCUUUAACACUUCAAAGGAAGGCGCCUUGAAAAUUGUUGAUCGUGUAAAAAGUAUGUUCAAGCUGGCACAGGGCGAAUAUGUAGCUCCAGAAAAAAUAGAAGUGGCUUAUCAGGACUGUCAAAUUAUAGACCAGAUAUUUGUUGAUGGGAAACCGGAACAAAAUUUCCCUGUCGCUGUUGUCACUCCGAAUUUCGUAAACUUACGUUCAUGUAUUAAUUCUUACCUAAAAUCUGAUGGUAAUGUAGAUGGUGGGAAAAUACUCGAUCUGAAACCAUCAGAUAUUUCUCGAUUAUCUGACACCGAUAUUUGCAAAAACAUAGAAAUUCGUCGAUUUGUUUUGCGAAAAAUGAAUGAAGUCGCAACAGAAAAGGGAUUAAAGUUAUUUGAAAUGGUACAAUCUAUCUACCUAAAUGAUAAUCCAUUUACUGUUGAAAAUGGAUUGUUAACUCCAACCAUGAAAAUAUCACGUCAAAAUGCCCGUCGACACUUCCAAUCUAUCGUUGAAUCACUAUACUCGGAAACAGAUGUUCUGAAGGCCAAUGCAUAAGUAACAUUUGUAAUUAAGAGCUCAAUUUAUCCCACCGCCAUUGUUCACUAUCUUAAGUCAUAAAAUCACAUCACAUACAGCAAUCAUCCUGUUGUUCGUACAUAAACAAAUACAAAGGGAGCACCCCAUCGUUAUUUCUUUUUUCUACUACAAUUAUAUUGUUUAUUGACUUUUUUUAAUUCGUGCAAAACCAUCCAUAUUAUAUAUGUAUUUCUAUUUUAUUCAUUCUAUCCUGGGUGACAAUUUACCGUGAAACUCACUCCUAUUUAUUUACUUUAAAAAAUUUAUAUUUCUUCAGUUGAAACAGUAAAUUACAAAAAUCCAACCACGCAAGAGAGGUAGCGUGAAGGACUUAAAACGAAAAUCCAUUAAAAAAUAUUUUAGCUACGAA